CAUAUUGCAGUGUGAAAAUGACAGAAGUGCUACGUGGUAAUGCUGAUAUUGGCUGUGGUGACGCAUUUGAUUUCUCAAACUGUGCCAGAAAUAUAACCUUGGAAACAAUGGGUGUGAAACCACCGACGAUGCGAAGUACUGGUACAACUAUUGUUGCAGCCACUUACAAAGAUGGUUUAGUAAUGGGUGCCGAUUCGCGUGCAACUGCCGGUAACAUUGUUGCUGACAAGCACUGCGAAAAAGUACAUAAACUCACCGAUUCGAUUUAUGCAUGUGGUGCUGGUACUGCUGCUGAUUUACAUCAAGUAACUAAAAUGUUAUCUGCGCAACUACGACUUCUAGAACUUAAUACUGGAAAGAAAGCACGAGUGGUUACAGCACUUCGGCGAGCCAAGCAGCAUUUGUUUUCAUAUAUGGGUCAUGUUGGAGCAUAUCUAUUGAUUGGCGGCGUUGAUCCUACUGGACCACACUUAUAUCAGUGCUCAGCAAAUGGCUAUACGCAAAGUAAACCUUUCGCUUCGGAAGGCUCCGGUAGUUAUGCUGCAACAACCGUUCUUGAACGAGAUUUCAAAACUGGUAUGGCGGAAGAAGAAGCCGUUCUUUUGGUUCGUCGUGCUUUGGAGGCUGGCAUGCAUGGUGAUAACGCUUCUGGCAAUUCUCUCAAUUUUGUGAUCAUAACACCGGAAACCACAAUAUUCAAAGGUCCCGUAGUUCCACAUUUCUGUGUACGACCAGAACCUGUUGACCUGGACUAUAAAUUCAAGGUUGGCUCUACUAGUAUCCUGAAGCAAAAAGAAAUUAAAUAUGAUAUCAUUGAAAGUAUGGAUAUUUCUCACUGACAUAUUAUCAUCCAUUGCAAUAUUUUCAUAGAUUACUUGUUGCUGUAAAGUUCUCUGAAUCUUCUUGAGUCACGGUCAUUUCUAAUAAGAUAAAAGUUCAGUUUUGAUAGUGCGAAGAUUCAGUAAUUUUUAUUGGUCGAAGGCUACUGUGUCAUUUUGAAAAAACCAACUCUCAGUUAUGAUGCUCCACAGCAGGUAGGGUAGACUGUAUUUGAUGUAUCUAUCUUCACAUUUUGACUUUUUGUAUGAUUUUGCAGCAUCCAAAAACAUCUGGUGGCAAAAUCAGCUGAUUAGAAUUCACUUCACUUUGAAUUCAGAAUUCACUUUUUUUU
Loa loa (African eye worm) is the source of this 1171-nucleotide messenger RNA. Its product is annotated as proteasome A-type and B-type family protein. The record is from RefSeq and is a predicted model, not a curated record. Gene Ontology annotation, cellular component: proteasome core complex. The coding region runs from base 18 to 839 and encodes 273 amino acids. Lineage: Eukaryota; Metazoa; Nematoda; Chromadorea; Rhabditida; Onchocercidae. The transcript has 6 exons. Gene Ontology annotation, molecular function: threonine-type endopeptidase activity.